This is a messenger RNA of Anopheles maculipalpis, 408 nucleotides long. RefSeq lists its product as uncharacterized. The record is from RefSeq and is a predicted model, not a curated record. Bases 1 to 408 code for a protein of 135 amino acids. Lineage: Eukaryota; Metazoa; Arthropoda; Insecta; Diptera; Culicidae. The transcript has 3 exons.
AUGCAGUCAGUCAGGACUUUUGCUUCGGCUCUGUUGUGCAGAUACUCCUUGGUUCUGCUUGUUGUGAGCUGUUUCGUGCAGGUGUCCUUGCUGGUGGACUCUAGCGAAGCUACUUCGAUGUAUUAUAAGAAAGUACACGGGGAAAAGUACGAACCAGACUGGGUAGCCGUAUCUUCCACCGUGAUACCGUUGGUGGAGCGUGUAGUCAGCGUGGGUGCCCACACAAAACCGUCCCACCGAAAAGAUGGCACGGAAGGGACGGUCGGUUUAUUGCGGGCGGACGAGAGCUACAAACGUGCUUACGUGAAGCACAUCAGCAAGUUCACGAAAAUUGGCACGGCCGGAGCAGAGAUCCAGCCAGGAACGCUUAUUACCGGUAAAACGGCGUCAUCAGCUGCGAAGGAUUAG